Molecule: messenger RNA, 4100 nt
Organism: Xyrauchen texanus (razorback sucker)
Lineage: Eukaryota; Metazoa; Chordata; Actinopteri; Cypriniformes; Catostomidae
Product: protein ECT2-like
Exons: 26
Coding region: 363-3224 (953 amino acids)
Biological process (GO): intracellular signal transduction; mitotic cytokinesis; regulation of cytokinesis, actomyosin contractile ring assembly
Cellular component (GO): nucleus; cell cortex
Molecular function (GO): guanyl-nucleotide exchange factor activity; GTPase activator activity
Source: RefSeq, a predicted model, not a curated record
UCAGUUCUACAAUGGACUUAACAUUCAAAAGAAACGUAUUUUCCUAACUUAAUCGUAUUUUUUUGGCAUGACUUUACGUGGCACUGCGAACUAGUGGUCUCUUGAACCUUGAACUUUAGUAAUAAUAAACAUUAACAGUUCGGCUAACAUAAACUCAAGAUUGCUGAGCUGGUCUUUUAACCAGCCGAACUCUUUUUUUUCUCCGUUCAUCAAGGCCUUUACCACCAAAAUAACUGGAACCUUUCAGCUUUUAAACGACGCUCAGCUGUUCACUGCUCACCUUGUUCACUGCUUUCCCUCUGGCCUCCUCCAGUGUUUUAUAUUCUGGACAGGAUUGGGUCACCACCCCUUGUCACAGUGCCAUGGCUGACAGCAGCAUAGUUACUUUAGGGAUGGGCCGCAGCUUGGUGGACUCCUCCGUAUAUGACUCCCGGAUGGCCGAGACCUCUAAGGAACAAUUUUUCAUGGGUCUCCACACAGAGGAGACAGAGGAUGUUUUGCCCAGAGUUGAGACCAGGGUGGUGUUGGUGGGGGAGGCCAGCAACUGCAUGAAACUUGAAAAAGCUCUACAGGCCAUCACAAUAAUGGAAGUCCCAGUGGUAAAGAUCAAGGAAGGCCAGCCGGGCACAGAGGCAUGCGAAAAAUUUAUCAAAUCUAUAGUCAAUAUGGAGAUAAACACCCCCUGUAUCAAGACUGACAAUGUCAGAGAUUUUGGCGAUGGAGAGAAUUGUGAGUUCGAGACUGUGUUUGUACUAAAAGACUUCCAGGCUCCAGAAUACAGCUCCCUGUACAAGAAUGACAGUCGUAUUCUGGGGCCUCCAGCGGUGAUGUACUGCGCCAGCAAGGGAGAGCCUUUGCCGUUCUGCUCCAGGCCUCUUUAUUCUAUGACCAUGCUGAACUUGUCUCUCUGCUUCACUGGAUUCCGUAAAAAGGAUGAAGUGGUAAACCUGGUCAACUUAGUCCAUCACAUGGGCGGCACUAUCCGAAAAGAUUUUGACAGUGCUAAAGUCACACACCUCAUCGCCCAUUCGACACAUGGUGAAAAAUACAGGUUGGCAGUGUGCAUGGGCACACCCAUCCUCACCCCUGAGUGGAUACGCAAGGCUUGGGAUCACCGAGAUGACAUUAAUUUCCAUGCGGGUAGUGAGGAGUUCCGCACUGAGUUUAAAGUCCCUCCGUUUCAGGACUGUGUACUGAGCUUCCUGGGUUUCUCUGAAGAGGAGAAGACCAACAUGGAGGAAAGAACACAAAAACACGGUGGGCGAUUCCAGGCAGUGGGCAAUGAAAGGUGCACACACUUGGUUGUUGAAGAGAAUUCCAUUAAGGAACUGCCCUUUACACCCUCCAAAAGAUUGUAUGUAGUGAAGCAGGAGUGGUUUUGGGGCAGUAUACAGAUGGACGCCCGUGCUGGGGAAUCUAUGUAUUCUUAUGAAAAGCCGGAGAGUCCUGCAAUGAAGAAGGCAGUGUCUCUGCUGUCUAUCACAACGCCCAACAGCGGCCGGAAACGUCGGCGUCUCAGAGAAACCUUGGCUCAGCUCACUAAGGAGACGGAGAUCUCGCCUUUCCCCCCACGAAAGAGACCCUCAGCCGAACACUCCCUUUCCAUGGGUUCUCUGCUGGACAUCUCCAAUACACCUGACACCUGCAAAUCCAGCGGAGAGCGCAAGCACAGGAGGAGCAGCGGUAGACGAAGGAGUGCAAGGGAGAGGGAGAGGAAGAAUAGGACAGACAAAGAGUGGCCACUGCAGCGCACCAGCACUCCUGUAUGCAGCCAGGGACAUCAGACAGAGAAUGUUAAACCCCCCAAAAGCUCAACUCCCGCCUUGCCCAAGCAGUCAGCACGAUGGCAGGUCUCCAAGGAGCUCUACCAAACCGAAAGUAACUACGUUGAUAUCCUGGCCACGGUCCUGCAGCUCUUCAAAUACCCGCUGGAGAAAGAGGGCCAGGUGGGUGGACCGAUCCUUGCUCAGGAAGAGAUUAAGACCAUCUUUGGCAGCAUUCCAGACAUCUAUGAUGUGCACACUAGAAUAAAGGCGGAUCUUGAGCAGUUGGUGAUGAACUGGUCUGAAGAGAGGAGUGUUGGAGACAUUAUUUUGAAAUAUUCUAAAGAGCUGGUGAAGGCGUACCCACCAUUUGUCAACUUCUUUGAGAUGAGUAAAGAGACCAUAGUGAGAUGUGAGAGACAGAAGCCGAGGUUUCACGCGUUCCUGAAGAUUAAUCAGGCUAAACCUGAGUGUGGCCGACAGACCCUCGUGGAGCUUUUGAUUCGUCCUGUACAGAGACUGCCGAGUGUUACACUCCUACUGAAUGAUAUAAAGAAACAUACAUCAGAUGACAACCCUGAUAAAGUGACACUAGAAAAGGCCAUCGAGUCUCUCAAGGAAGUGAUGACCCACAUAAAUGAGGAUAAGAGGAAAACAGAGGGACAGAAGCAGAUCUUUGAUGUCGUUUAUGAAGUAGAUGGCUGCCCUGCCAAUUUGUUGUCAUCACAUCGGAGUCUGGUCCACAGGGUGGAAACCAUCGCUCUUGGAGACAAACCCUGUGACAUGGGGGAACACGUCACACUCUUCCUCUUCAAUGACUGUUUGGAGAUUGCCAGGAAGAGACACAAGGUGAUAACCACAUUCCGGAGUCCGUUGGGUCAGACACGGCCACCCGCCCAGCUCAAACACAUUGCCCUGAUGCCUCUGUCCCAGAUCAGGAGAGUUUUAGACAUCCAGGACACAGAGGAGUGUCAGAAUGCAUUCGCCCUGGUGGUACGUCCACCUACGGAACAGCAGAACCUGUUAUUCAGCUUCCAGCUGACGGCUGAAGACACCCAGAAAUCUGCUUGGCUCAAGACACUUUGUCGUCAAGUGGCCAAUACAAUCUGCAGAGCCGAUGCGGAGGAUCUUAUUCAGAGCACUGAUCCGGACUCUGUCCAAGUGAGUACAAAGGACAUGGACAGCACGCUUAGCCGAGCAUCUAGGGCCAUCAAGAAAACGUCAAAGAAGGUCACCAGAGCAUUCUCCUUCACCAAGACACCCAAGCGUGUGCUUCAGAGGGCAUUUUUGGCCAAUGGUACCCCAGAUGAGAUGAGUCCUGGCAUAGACCCAGAUCACAUGCGACGAAUGACAAGCAGUUCCACACUGGCUGCAGUUCAUUCCCCGUCCAUGGUCAACCUGUCCUCUGUAUUUGAGAGGAAGUACCAUACCUUUAGCCGAUCCACAACUCACCUGAUCUGAACAUUGUUCAGUGUUGUUUCCUGCCCUCUUCAAUAUUGCAAUUAACUUCCUCAUAAUGGUACACGUCUGCCCCACGCCUCCACCUCUAGGUUUAAUUUACAGGUUCAGAAGAGUUCUGUGUGUCCUACCAAAUGAAGGAAGACUUGAUGUCGAUGUCUACGCACAUUUAUUUAACAGAUAAAGAGACACUAAUAACUGACAUUUUUCUAUUUGUAUUAGAGGGAUAAAAAAAAUUCACUCAAUUAUUAACCACUGGAAGUAUUUAACAUUUUAUGAGGUAGGUCCAAAUCUAAACUAAUCUAGUAUCUAGCUUUUAUAAAGCUAUAGACAUCCAUCCUUUGCAUUAGAUUGAAAAAUGCUAAGAGCUGCAAAAGCAAUGUCUGACAUAGCCUGCAUUUUGCAUACAUUUUAGAAGUGAUUUUUAUUGUUGAUUUGGGGGAAAGGUUUUCUAAAGGGCAAAAGAGGAUGGUUUUGUGCCGUUGUCAUAUUUAUUCUCCAGAAUCACCUAUAUAUAUAUAUAUAUAUUAGGCAGAAGGGUUACAGAAUUUACACACACACACAUACAUAUAUAUAUAUAUAUAUAUAUAUAUAUGUGUAAAUUCUGUAACCCUUCUCUCUGUUUGUGUAAAUAUUGUAUUGUUCCUCUUUGUGAUUGUGUCAUACUAAUAUUGUUUGUCUUGAUUUGGUUGUAUCUUUGUAAUCUCUGCACUUAUGUCAACAAACAUUUAUUCUUGUGUAAAGCAAAUGUACUUUUUUUUCUCUCUUUUUAAAAGGGAUUGAUUUAAGGUCUAAGAACUGCAGAUUUGUUUGGAGUGAGCUGGUUUUAUGAUAUUGGUUUCACUAGUUUUGAAGGUGACUUCAUUUGUUCUAUUUCAA